Arabidopsis thaliana (thale cress) is the source of this 1319-nucleotide messenger RNA. RefSeq names its product glycine-rich protein. The transcript has 2 exons. NCBI's taxonomy places the organism in Eukaryota, Viridiplantae, Streptophyta, Magnoliopsida, Brassicales, Brassicaceae. The coding region runs from base 109 to 948 and encodes 279 amino acids. The record is from RefSeq and is marked reviewed.
AGAACACUCUACUACUACAGUACAAAAUUGUAUAUAUAUAAACACCUGAAAGAUUUUAAUUACUUAUCCCUAUCAAAGAAACUAACACAAGUAUAAAUUUACAGAAAAAUGCUUGAUAAGCUUACCAGAGGGAUCGGAGGUCUCCGGCGCGGACAUGGGCAUUUCCAGGCAAGCGCAGGCUUCGGGUUCGAGGAGCACAAGGAGUUUUCGAGUCGUGUGGAGUCAUCAGGAGGCUUCGUUGACCGUCAAGCCCGCUACAACCACCGUACGGGCAACCAUGGCCGUCCACCCAUGCAUGUCUGGGAUGAAGAAGACUCAGACUCAGACGUGGAGGAGUUCUUUGAGAGCAGCCGGACCCAACACACUACUGCGUUGCCGCAACCACUUCAUAUGAACUUCAGGCCUCCACCUCCAGUGACUCAGCCUCACCACAACGGAAAAAUGGGAAAGAUAGGUAAUGGAUUGCAGCAGGGACACGAGAUACAUGGGAUGAAGCACCAGGGCGGACAUGGGAUCCAGCACCACGACAUACACGGGAUGCAGCACCAGGGCGGGCACGGGAUGCAGCACCAGGGCAUGCACGGGAUGCAGCACCAGGGGGGGCACGGAAUGCAGCACCAGGGCGGGCACGGAAUGCAGCACCAGGGCAUGCAUGGGAUGCAGCACCAGGGGGGGCACGGAAUGGAGCACCAGGGCGGGCACGGAAUGCAGCACCAGGACAUGCAUGGGAUGCAGCACCAGGGCAGGCACGGAAUGCAGCACCAGGGCGGGCACGAAAUGCAGCAUCAGGGCAUGCAUGGGAUGCAGCACCAGGGCGGGCACAGAAUACAGCAUCAGGGCAUGCAUGGGAUGCAGCACCCGGGUGGAGUAGUGGUAAACGCUACUGAGAAUUGGCGGGUCAGCAAAAUCACCGGCCAGAAACUCGGGUGGGGAGGUAAGGGACUCUAGACUCCACCUAAAUACUAUGCCGGUUCAAAUAAGAAAGUAAUGAUUAUGUACCCAAAUAAUACAUUUAUAAGAUGUAUGUGUGUGAUGGACAUGUUUCUGUAUCGUACCAAAACUAAAUAGGUGGCUUUUAUCCCAAAAAAGUGCUUUCGUUUGAUGACCUUAUGAUUUCUAAAGAGUGUUGUUGUUGCUGCUUAUGUUUAAUAAAAGUGAUGUAUAUUAUCAGUUGAUUUCCCCACGUGGAAGGGGUGAUUAUAUUGCACAAAAUUAAGUUAAAAGUAACAUUGUGGUGUAAUAAAAACCCUAGUGAAUUUAUAACCUAUAAGUAAGUGGUGCAGUAGUGAAUUUAUAACUUAUAAGUAAUUUAUAACUUC